Messenger RNA from Lichtheimia ornata, 216 nucleotides. Its product is annotated as protein kish-A. NCBI's taxonomy places the organism in Eukaryota, Fungi, Mucoromycota, Mucoromycetes, Mucorales, Lichtheimiaceae. The coding region runs from base 1 to 216 and encodes 71 amino acids. Gene Ontology annotation, biological process: intracellular transport; protein secretion. The transcript is spliced from 3 exons. The record is from RefSeq and is a predicted model, not a curated record.
AUGUCUGCCAUUUUCAAUUUCCAAUCGCUACUUCUUGCUGUAUUGCUAUUGAUUUGCACUUGCACUUACAUUCGCGCUCAAGCUCCCUCUUUGCUCGAUCGUAACAAGACUGGACCUCUCGGCUUGUUCUGGAAAGCAGCACGUAUAGGAGAACGUCUAAGCCCUUACGUAUCACUCGCGUGUAUCAUUAUGGGCGUCAGUGUUCUUGUCUCGUAA